Scylla paramamosain (green mud crab) is the source of this 1989-nucleotide messenger RNA. RefSeq lists its product as uncharacterized. Lineage: Eukaryota; Metazoa; Arthropoda; Malacostraca; Decapoda; Portunidae. Bases 985 to 1296 code for a protein of 103 amino acids. The record is from RefSeq and is a predicted model, not a curated record. The transcript is spliced from 5 exons.
GCAGGUAGCGAGAUUAAUUAUUGUGAUCUUAUUGUAGUUUCAUUGGAAAGAUGAAGUGUCCUGUGAGCUUCUACGUGUUCAAGGUAAAGGAGCUGCGUACCUAGACGCAGACGGAUGAAAGGACCAGUCUGAAACGUUUCUGCGCCUCAUCCCGACUGCUUUCAAAAAAGUCUAGUUGAAGUUACGCGUGUUCCAGUGUUCCAGUGACAGAUUAACAAGAAUUCUAUAUUGCAAACAGAAAAAAAAACCGCUUGAAAAUCUGAUUAAUGAUAUGUAGCCUUUGAAAAGAAAAGAAAAAAAAAGAGCAAGGUGUUUCAGAAUACAGGUCACGGCUUCACGGGUAAGGAGCACGCAAGGUGUUCGUGAUGGCCGCACGCUCCAUCUGUCUUUGCUCGUCUGCCACAAACGGAUCACACACUGCAAGCGAACAGUGCCCUGUCUUCACGCAGCAGAUAAACUGAACUGAAGGACGAAACUCGAAUACAAAUGUAAUUUUUUUUUUUUUUUUCAGAUUCAUCGAAUGAGGAAAGGGAGGCAUGGGAGAUGUAGCCUUGGAGAAGCGACAGGCCAGUAUACAGCGCCCGCCCUUAACUCAGAAGGCUGCGACUGAAGGGCAAGUCCAGCUGCAUCAUUAAGCCCAAUGGACUGUGUGUGCUGGACCACAAGAGCAGUUCUUGCUCCCACCUGUCACAAGUCAAGAAUGACUUCUCCAGACCAAUCUUGAAUCGCUAGAUAGAGGUGGACUUCAUGCCCAAGCUGAACAAGUUCAUGAAGGACCGCAACACACCCAUCACCAGGCUGCCACACAUCAGAUACAAGCAGUUGAAUGUGUUUGAGCUCUUCACAAGAGUGCAACAGCUGGGAGCUUUGAGGGUGUAGGGGAGAAGUUAUAGAAGCAGCUGUAUGAAGAGGUUAGUGGCAGUGCUUCCUCCUCCCACCCUCCACAAAGUGCUCAAUCUUAUGCCAGUAUGAUGAAGUGUCACUAUGAGAGCCUGGAUGAGUGGCACGCUGAGAAUGGAGAGAGGAAGCCGCACGGUACCUGUGCAAGUUACACCACGGGUCACCACCACUUUCAGGGCAGCCGAGCUUCGUGGCUACGAGAGAGAUGAGGCUUUUGUUAAGGGGGCUUGCACUCUACAGUAUCUUUCCAUUCAACAUAAGGGUCCCAUUUACAGCAUCUCAGUCAAAGACCACAAGAAGCUAUGGGAAGCUGAUAAAAGCCAUAAAGCCUACUCACAUUCCAAAAAUUACAAUUGCAUGUCUAUCUGUGACACCUCACCUGGUUUACACAGGUGAAUUAUUUAUUGUCCACAGUCCCUCUGAAUCCCCCUUUGUUACUCUGUCCAUUAACAUCUUUAUUUUUAGUUUGUCCUGUCACUUUCUUAUCUCUUCUUACUUUUCCUUUUAUUUCCAUGAUCUUCCUCUCUUUCAGUCUUCAUAGGUCACACCAGUGCCUUCUAAAUAUUGCACUGAAAUAGUGUUCCUUAUGUACUGGCAGAAAAAGGUCACACCAGUGCCUUCUAAAUAUUGCACUGAAAGUGUUCCUUAUGUACUGGCAGAAAAUCUUGACUAUCAUCUAUUAUCAUAUUACUUUAUUUUUCAAUGCCUACUUUAUUUUUCAAUGCCUUACUUGUUGGCAAAAAUUACUUGACUUGAUGCUAUCACCUUUUUUUAAUGGCAUUCAAUUCCAUUCAUCUAUUUGUAAAUAUUUGACAUCAGAUGGGAUUAAUUGAAAUCCAAGAGCUGUAUGAAGUGAUAUAUUUUUUGGAUGUAUUUUCAAGAUAAAAAAGUUUAUGGAGCUAAUUAACAUUGUCUUGGGUUAUCUCUAAGGAGUCUAUCUGACGUGAAUGUGUGUAAGAUGUGUACAGUAUUUCUUAACUUGUCAGAUAAUGUGAAUGUGUGUAAGAUGUACAGUAGUUGUACAGUAGUUCCCAAAACUAUCUUUAAAAAAAUUAGAGGUCUACAUUCUGACACAAUGGAUAUUUGACA